This is a messenger RNA of Anopheles arabiensis, 1785 nucleotides long. RefSeq names its product microfibril-associated glycoprotein 4-like. The transcript is spliced from 2 exons. Lineage: Eukaryota; Metazoa; Arthropoda; Insecta; Diptera; Culicidae. Bases 64 to 1161 code for a protein of 365 amino acids. The record is from RefSeq and is a predicted model, not a curated record.
AUCCAGCGUCCGUUGGGCUUGUAUAACCAGUUUCAUACGUCAGCUUGAGCAAGAAACAUCGACAUGUUCCGAAAGACACUUUUGUUAACUUGGAUUCUGUUAUACAACGUUUUUAAAGUGCAAAGUGAAGCAACAGGCACACCAACGAGUGUAUCCUUAAACAGGUUUGGUUUUGAAUUGGUUAUGGCAAAACUACAAAUAUUAGAACAUCAUCUCGUUGAAAGUAACCUUCAAACAGAGGAGAAGAUAACCAUUCUGAAUUCCAGAAUUGAUAAUCUGGUAACGGCGGUCGAGAAUUUAGCCUGGAUUGCGCAGCAAACUGGAGAAACUGUACACCAGUUAGGAUUGAGCGCAAGAUAUAUUGCACACAACCUAACCGUAAUCCAACGUGAUCUCACAAAUGUUGUAACCGAACAAAAACUAUUGGUGACGAAUAAUCAGCUCAGGCAGUACCAGCUCUUUCAGAGUAGUUGCAAUGCAUCAAAUGGAACAAUAAACUUCGAGGAUCAUAGAAAUGUUUACAAAUCGUGCAAUAAGGUGCCUUUUACUGCUUCCGGUGUAUAUAACAUUCGUCCGGAGAAACCUUUCAAACAGCCGAUAACUGUAUUGUGUGAUCAAGAGUACGAAUCAGGCGGCUGGAUUGUGAUACAGCAUCGUUUUGACGGAUCGACAAACUUCUAUCGUAACUGGGACGAGUACAAGAAUGGGUUCGGAAAUCUGGACGGAGAGUUUUGGUUGGGUUUGGAUCGUAUUUAUCAGUUGACUGUGUCGCAACAACAUGAGCUGGUUGUACUGCUGGAGGAUUUCGACGGCAACAAAACGUUCGCCAGAUACGAACAGUUUGAGAUUAGCAACGAAAGCGCGAAGUAUGCUCUCACCAACAUAGGCGAGUAUUCCGGAACGGCUGGAGAUUCUUUACAAAAUGCUAAAGGAAUGAAAUUCUCCACUUACGAUUCUGAUAAUGAUGUGUGGAACGACAAUUGUGCAGUAUCAUAUACGGGAGCCUGGUGGUAUGGAGCUUGCCACAAAAGUAACCUUAAUGGAAAAUAUUUACGUGGAGAAACGAAAGAAUAUGCUACUAGCAUGGGAUGGUUUACUUUCCGAGGACAUCAUUAUGCUUUAAAAUCUUCAAAAAUGAUGAUAAGACCUAAUGUGAAGUAAUGAUCAAACGGUAUUAGCUAGUGAGUUUGAAAAAUGGGAAAAUUGGUUGUACGUGACAUGCUGUCUAGCUCAAAAUGAAUACAUACAUACAUGGUGAGCUUAAAUAAAAAGUUUACAAAACAUAUAUUAUCUUUUAUGUUAAUUAUAACACACGUGUUGUUUCCAACUUUGAACAUAAUGUAGUUAGUUUAUGGAAAAAUAAAAGCUUCAAGAACAGUGUCGUAAAAGGGUAAUAAUUCCAAUUUUGAGAUUCAUUCCUCCGUACUUAUAAUAUUUGUAUUUCUAAAGUUAAAUAAAACACAACUCAGCUAUAAUCUGAUUUGAUUUUGUAUCCGAUUGAAAAGAGCUUAAGCAAUUUCCUUUGAUAUCUAAAAAAAAUCCAUUGCCUUAUGUAGGUCCCUAGCCGAAAAAAAGUAUAAAACCUUUACAUGAAUAAAACAAAAGCCAAAACAUUCAUCUACAAAAAAUCCCCGCAAAUAGCUCUAGACUUGCAUCCGCCAGUAAUAGAGGGUACCAAUCUUAGACAUUCAUUGUGUUUACAAGAAGAGAUCAGAUUGAUUAUCAUUCCACCAAUGUUCUGUUGCAAUUUCCAGCGUUUAAAAAGGGGGUUUUGAGUUUGCUGGA